UGCGGUACUUUCAUGGCUGGAGAGGCGGCGGUGGAUGCGGCAGCGAUGGAACCAAUUCUCUUUCUGAGAAUCGGUGAGAGGAAAGGGAGAGGAGCUGCGUUAUUUUAGGGAAGCCUUGUCACUCUCCCCCUUCCGCGAGUAGGCGGUGUGCGGGCCCCAUGGAGAGACGCUGGUGGCGGCUGCGGCGGCAGCGGGGGCUCCCAUUGAGGCUGCAGCCGGCAGUAAUCCGACCCCGCGGGCGCGGGGACUGAGCGGCGCGGGGAGCUGCGAACAAAAGCCCUCCGCGCGGGGCCGGAUCCCGGGACGUGCGAGACCCCACAAAAGGACACGUUUCCGCUAUGGUGGACCCCAUACCUGCAGAGGAGAAGGCGGGAGCCGAGGCUGGAGGCUCCGGAGGAGCCGGAGCCGCCGCGUCCGUGCCCCCCGGCGCCCAGGGGGCCGAGCAGCCCGCGGCCUCUUCGGCCUCCGCCUCGGCCUCGGUGGCGGCGGCGGCGGCGGCGGCAGCGGCGCCCCGCAAGGCUGAGGUCCCAUGCGCAGCAGAAGGCGGGCGGCGGGAGCAGUCCCCGCUGCUGCACCUCGACCUCUUCAACUUCGACUGUCCCGAGGCCGAGGGCAGCCGCUACGUGCUGACCAGCCCCCGCUCGCUCGAGGCCUGCGCCCGCUGCGCCGUCAAACCGGUGGAGCUGCUGCCGCGGGCCCUGGCCGACCUGGUGCGCGAGGCCCCAGGCCGCUCCAUGCGCGUGGCCACCGGCCUGUACGAGGCUUACGAGGCGGAGCGGCGCGCCAAGCUGCAGCAAUGCCGGGCCGAGCGCGAGCGCAUUGUGCGCGAGGAGAAGCGGCGCCUCUUCACGCCCUUGGGCCACGCGGCCGCCGCGGCCCCGAUCCCGGCCUCCAGCGCGGGCGGCAGCAGCGGCAGUGGCAGCGGCUGCAGCAGCGCCAGCCUCCCGGCCUCGCCCGCGCCGCGUGCGGCCCGCAAGGCCUCCUCCAGUCCGUCCCCGGCUCGGCCCCAACCUGCGCCCGCGACCGCGGGCUCCCGGGCCGGUAGGAAAAGCCACUCCCUGGACUCCCUGUCCCGCCGGCAGCGGGAGGGCGCCCUCAGUUCUGAGUCGGGCGCGUCGUCCUCCUCCUACAGCGGGGAGAGCCUGCGGGACAUGCGCUGGCCCCCGCGGGCGUCCGCCCGGAACAGCUGCCCCGCGGGCUCCUUGUCCUCGGCCCCCCACCCUCUGGGCCGCCCCUCGGCCCUGGCCUUGGCGCCACUCACGGCGCGCAGCUUCAGCCUCGGCGACCUGAGCCACUCGCCGCAGACCGCCAAGCACGUGGAGCGCAUCGUGCGCCAAGUGCGCGCCGAGCGGGGCCUGCGCGGGGUCCCCGAGCGCGACCGCAAGAUCGCGGCGCUGAUGCUGGCGCGGCACCAGGAGGAGCGCCUGCUGCUGGAGCAGCGCGCCGCGGCCCACGGCCAAUGGGAGCGGCAGCGCGCGUGCGCCGAGCGGCGCCGGGAGCGCGAGGAGCGCGAGAAGCAGCGCGCCCUGGAGAAGGGCCGCCGGGCCUGGGCCGCGCAGGUGGAGGAGCGGCGCGGCCGCCGGGGCCGCGAGGAGCGCGAGGCGGCCCGGCUACGGCAGCAGCAGUGCGAGCUCAGCGAGGAGCGGCGCCGGGAGCUGGCCGAGCGGCAGAGCCUGCUGCGGCGGGAGCGGGCGGAGCGCGCGGCCCGCGAGGACCGGCUGCGCAAGCUGCAGCAGGAGCAGAACCUGAAGCAGCGGGAGGAGGGCCUGCAGGAAGGGCGCGAGCGGGCCGAGCAAGUCCGCAGGGAGCGCGCUCAGCGCGCGGCUGGUACCAAGCAGCGGCAGGAGGGCCAGGUGCAGCGGGAGAAGCGGAAACUGAGCAGGGCCGAGCGGGCGCGCCACCAGGCGCUGCUCCAGGGCCGGGCCCGCCAGGAGCACGAGGAGCGCGAGGGCCUGCGGAGCUCCCUGGAGGCCAGCUUGGGGCGCGCGCAGGAGAACUACGAGCACUUGGUGGAGCAGCGCGCCCGGGAGUUGCGGGAGCGGGCCCGGAGGGAGGAGCUGCAGGGUCGGCGGGCCAAGGAGGCGGCGGAGCGCAAAGACCGCGAGCACCAGGCGCAUCUGGAGGCGCUGGCCCGGGCCGGCGAGCGGCGGCUGCAGCACGCGACGCAAGUGGCGGAGGAGGCGGUGCAGCAGAAGGCGCGGCGCGUGGGGCAGAGCCGUCUGGAGAAGGAGCGAGCGCAGCGUGCCAAAAAGGAGAAGGUGGAGAGGGAUGAAGACUGCCGCCGGCAGGAGCUGCUCCAAGCCAUCGGGCGCAAGCUGGAGCGCAGCGAGCAGCUGUCGCGGGAGCGGCGGAGCGCGCUGGAGAGCGCGCGCUCCACGGCCCGGGCCUCCUUCCACGUGCGCGAGAAGGUGCGCGAGGAGACCAACACGCGCUCCUUCGACCGCAUGGUGCGCGAGGCCCAGCUGACCGCCAGCCUGGACCGCAAAUGACCGGCACCCCGGCGAGAGCCAGACGGCCACGCUCAGCCCCGCGGGGCAUCCCUUGGCCCACUUGGACCAAACCUGGGGAGUCCUCCGUUGGGUCGCAGCACAUACACCUCUCGAACUUCCCGACCAAUAAGGCAAUAAGAGGACUAACACUCCAGACCUGUCAUUUCGCAGCCUUUGUUUUUAAAAACUGACUUCGUAUGGAAAUGACAAAAGCACAAUCUUUGGCCGUAUCCACUUGUAGUGGCUCCCGCACCAGCUUUUGCCAAGCUAUCAUCUUGUGUGUCUUUUUGGUUGGAAUAGAAAAGAGCUGGGAGACAGGGGCUGGGUCGGGACUGGGGGGGAGGGUCCCUGGGAGAGAGCGCAGGGAUGAUUGCUCCUCGACGCAGCAGUCAUCCCAGGCACCUCUUGUACAUUGAUGUCUGAGGCCACUGCCCUUACUGCAGCUGAGGGGGCAUCUCCCUGGCUCCUCCAUCUUUUAAAAUAUGGCAAGUUUCACAAAGCUCAGAGGCCCACAGAAAAGCACAACAACUGGAAGGUGUUAGGCCACACCCAAGUGACU
Pipistrellus kuhlii (Kuhl's pipistrelle) is the source of this 3048-nucleotide messenger RNA. It is a transcript of the gene CCDC177, whose product is annotated as coiled-coil domain containing 177. Lineage: Eukaryota; Metazoa; Chordata; Mammalia; Chiroptera; Vespertilionidae. The coding region runs from base 339 to 2489 and encodes 716 amino acids. The record is from RefSeq and is a predicted model, not a curated record. The transcript has 2 exons.